GGCGCUCUGAUUUAACUUCACUUCUGCAGAUAUGCGUUUGGGUAUGCAAUGCAUAUGCGUGUGUGUGCGUGGUAUAUCGGUGUGGUGUCUGGGACUGCAAUGGUUCCCUUUUCUUGCCUCCUCGAGACAAGCGAAGGAAGAAUCGAUAACGGAAUAGUGUCUGAUGCACUACCAGAUACACACACACACGUUCCGCACGAUAUACACUAUGGUACGCCGCUGCCACACCUGAAAGACGAACGACCAAAUAUGUGGCUCCUCGCGAGGAGGAGCAGGUAUGAUCGCUGAGAUGAGCAAACAGAAGAAUCUUUACACCGCGGUCAAAAGUAGACAAGAAGCCAACCGGCCA
Molecule: messenger RNA, 349 nt
Organism: Neurospora hispaniola
Lineage: Eukaryota; Fungi; Ascomycota; Sordariomycetes; Sordariales; Sordariaceae
Exons: 1
Coding region: 49-288 (79 amino acids)
Source: RefSeq, a predicted model, not a curated record